AUGUCUUUGACAUCGGACGAGUUGAAUUAUCUUAUAUAUCGAUAUCUUCUUGAAUCUGGCUACACACAUACAGCGUUUUCAUUCGCGCAUGAAAGCCUCGUGACGAAAGCGAAUAUCAAUGGCGCUGACGUCCCUCCUGGGUCGCUCAUCUCCUUUGUUCAGAAGGGCAUGCUUUAUGUAGAAAUCGAACAACAUAUUAACGACGAUGGGAGUAUAAUUGAUGAUGGAGGAGAUGACAAGCUCUCCAUCUUGGUUCCUUCUCAUGUACAGAACCGAGAUAAUGAGGAGAAGGAAGAGGCACCUGAGGCGAUGGAUGAGGAUGGGCUAGAAGUGGAAACAACCAAGGUGACGACAUUGACAGGACACGAGAACGAGGUGUUCACCGUAGCAUGGAACCCCACUAAGUCUCUACUGGCGUCCGGCUCAGGCGAUUCCAGCGCUCGCAUUUGGCACGUGCCCACGUCAGACUCGGGGUCGGAGGCAGAGCGGAACACUCAGUGGCAUGUGCUUGAACAUUCCAACGCUCAGGGGAAUGAGAAGGCCAAGGACGUAACAACGUUGGACUGGAACUCGGACGGAAGUUUACUGGCCACGGGGUCGUACGAUGGGCAUGCUAGAAUCUGGAACGAUCAAGGGAAGCUUGUGAUGACCCUAAUGAGGCACAAAGGGCCUGUCUUUUCCUUGAAAUGGAAUCGCACGGGCUCUUACCUGCUCAGUGGGUCGGUGGACAAGACUGCCAUUGUUUGGGACACGAAGACGGGGGAUGUUGUACAGCAGUUUGCCUUCCAUCAGGCGCCCACACUGGAUGUAGAUUGGCGGAAUAGCAACUCCUUUGCGACUUGCUCAACUGACAAGAUGAUCUUCGUCUGCAAGAUCGGUGAGGAAUCCUUCGUCAAGAAGUUUGUUGGGCACAACGACGAGGUUAACGCCAUCAAGUGGGACCCUACAGGAACAAUGCUUGCCUCCUGCUCCGACGACAGCACCGCCAAGAUCUGGUCUGUCAAGCAGGAUGAGCCGCUACAUGACUUCCGCCUCCAUACCAAGGAGAUCUACACGCUCAAGUGGAGCCCGACAGGGCCAGGGACCAAGAACCCGAACAAGCCGCCACUACUGGCGACAGCAAGCUUCGACUCCAAGGUGAGAAUAUGGGACGUGGAGAAGGGAGAGUGCAUCUUCGUUCUCUCCAAACACACAGAGCCGGUCUACAGCGUCGCCUUCAACCCUACCGGCGACUACGUGGCCUCGGGUUCCUUCGACAAGUGCCUGCACGUGUGGAGCGUCAAGGACGGUUCCCUCGUGAAGACGCUCAGAGGUAACAGCGGGAUCUUCGAAGUAGCGUGGAAUCACGCAGGAGACAAGGUGGCGGCUUGUUUCUUUAGCAAGGAGGUUAUGAUUAUUGACAUGAAAGUGUAG
Molecule: messenger RNA, 1413 nt
Organism: Guillardia theta CCMP2712
Lineage: Eukaryota; Cryptophyceae; Pyrenomonadales; Geminigeraceae
Exons: 3
Coding region: 1-1413 (470 amino acids)
Biological process (GO): regulation of transcription by RNA polymerase II
Cellular component (GO): histone deacetylase complex
Molecular function (GO): transcription corepressor activity; protein binding
Source: RefSeq, a predicted model, not a curated record